This is a messenger RNA of Anopheles stephensi (Asian malaria mosquito), 3080 nucleotides long. RefSeq lists its product as uncharacterized. The transcript is spliced from 4 exons. NCBI's taxonomy places the organism in Eukaryota, Metazoa, Arthropoda, Insecta, Diptera, Culicidae. The coding region runs from base 255 to 1187 and encodes 310 amino acids. The record is from RefSeq and is a predicted model, not a curated record.
GCAUGAUGGAGUCGGAUCCGUACGUUUGGAACCGUGUAUGUUCGUAUUGUACCACACCUUAUACAGCGUUACAGUUUUAGGGGAGGUAUGCCUAAAGCCAAAGACGUUACCAGUUCCGCAAAGAGCACAGAGGAUAUUUGGAGAGCAAUUGUCGUGGUGGUAGGGACGAUUCUUCCGCGAGCGAUGAAGGUGACCGUGAACGCGACACGGUGACAUUCUUCCUUGGCGGUUGUCCGUCCACCUCUAACCUGCAGAUGAGCGCCCUCAACACUCUUAACACCGGCAUCAUCGCACCGAGUACGGCCGCUUCGUACAAUUCGUCGGCGACCGGUGGUACACUGAGCGGUUACGGCCCAGCCAACACCAACAGCAACAGCUUUACCAACACCACCACCAGUAGUAGUGGCGGCUAUCCGAGCCUUUCGAACUACUCCGUCCCAGCGCCACCGUCCGGCGUACAUCCAACUUUGCCGUUCUCGUCUUCCACCGGAGUUGCCUUCCCAUCCAUCUCACAUGAGCACUCUGUCGGUGACAGUGCACAAAGUUUGUUUGGGGAAGAAUACCAAGUGUCGUCGUCAUCGCCUGCAACAAUUGACCGUAGUGUGCUACCACGGGGGAAGAAGGCUCCAGCCAAACUGCCCCAGGUGGUACCGAGUGCGGUCGGUAAAGCACCGAUGCCUCCACCCCGCAAGACACUAUCCUCGCAGAGCCUCUUUCAAAUGGCCCGAGCUGACAGCACGGACCUGGUCACCCUGGAAUCCCCAACGGUACCUGCUCCACCGUCAGCUUCAACUGUCUCGACGCCAGCAUCGUUUGCUCCGGUCGGUGCCACCGCAGGACUCGUCGGCUUCAACCAGCAGCAACUACCCCAGCAUCAGCAGUAUAUACAGCACCAGCAACAGCUCCAGCAGCGGUUCAUCGACGGUAAAGUUUCACAGCAGCCGCAACAGCAUCAACAGCACGGGAAGGAUGUACUCCAGGAUGCUCGGCGAAUCGGAGGCGGCGAUCAAAAGUCUACGACGGUGGCCUUCGGAGACGCAGUCGCUCCCGUUACAAGCACAGCCCUGCACCAGCCCGACGAUGCCGGCUCGACGGACUCGUCCAUCUUCGACGAGGACGUUAAGAAGCGCCCCCGGAAGCUGUUUUCUUUCGGGAAGCGCUUUGCAAAGUCGAAGAAACAGCAAUAACGUUAGUAGUAGAAGCAGCAGUAGCAGUAGUAUCAGCAGCAAACAUAGCGACACGGGUACGAUAACUGGGGGGAUACAUCACAAGCUACAACUAGACACGUCGUCCGGUCAACGACGACGGCGACAGCGUCCACGUUGGUCACCGCGACUCGGCAAGCCGGUCGGAGAAGGUGACGACAGCAGUGUACGAUCGGUGCCUGUCGAUGGACACCAUUUGAUAUAGUACUUCCGUUACUUAGGUUGUAAGGGAUUUAUAGGUUAAGCUUUACUUGUAGAUCUCCUGCGCUCUGGGAACAUGUUGAAAUGAGCUGCGCACACAGACAAACGACGAUGGCUCAACAACAACAAACAUUAAGUAAAAAACAACCGCAGCAUCUUGCAGAGAGACUUUGUACCAUUAUUUAUUGAUAGUUCUUAUAGAAGGUGGAACAAUAGAACAGGAUGUUUCGUUAUUUUUGUCUUCCAGAAGCGGAUAGCUAUGAAAAAAGUAUCAUUUUGUCCUAAUUGAUUUUUUAAACUAGUACAAAUAGGCUUGUUUAUGAUAGUUGUAAAGAAAGGAAAAAAAAUAGUUAGGUUUCUUUCGAGUUUUUAAUUUUCCUUGAAGUGCCUAUCCGUUUGAUCGCCUUUUUGCAUGAGCCAUUAUUUAUCUGCGUGCGAGGCACGUCUCACAAGAUGGUUGUUAACAAUUAAAAUUAAUUAAGAUGGACGCUAGGAAAGCUAGAACGGGAAUUUAACACACUUAAUCGAAUGCGAAUAUUGACAUACGUCGAUCGUACAAGGUUACACAUGCACAGGAAGUAGAUAAAUAGCAAAUUACACACAUCUACACACUUAAACCGACAUCCGAAAAGUCUGACAAAAUUCUAAGCGAUAUGAGUGAACCACGAAGGUAAAUAAAACUGUAAAAUAACCCUUCCAAACUCGAAAGAGAUGUAGUUAACUGGUGAAAGAGAAGUUUAAAGAAAGUGUAAAAACUAUUUGGAAAAGGCCUUUUUCAAACAGUAUAAUAAAGUAGGAAACAACAAAUUUAUAUCAAAACAAUUAUGAAUGCAGAAACAUUAGCAAGAGAACGAAGUCGAAGAAAACAUAGUGCGGGAUAAAAAAAAGGAGGCGCGUGGUAUGGUGAAAUAUUGCACAACUAAGCAAGGACAUUACAGCAAUAUAUGCAUCGAAAUCGUGAAGUGCUGUAACUGUGGUUGUAUUUGCAAUGUAUUUGUAAUGCUGUGUAUCUUUUUUCAGUUGCUCUUCACGUCUGUUGUUAGUUAUUUCUUAUUAUCCGUUAUUUAUUAGUCAACUCCAUUACAUUUGAAACAAUUCUUGGUAAUUUUCAAUUUAAGUGAGGCAGAACAAAUCUUAAAAAGCAAUCUUGAAGUUAAAGUUCACCUAACUUAAUUUUUUUUUUCAUCGGGAUGCUUUUUCUGAGUAAUCUAGAAAUCUAUAUUAAAAGAGGAGCAUUUUGCAUAAGUGAAGAAUUUGUAAAGAACAAUGAAAAAGAGAUAGAGGUGGCCUAUGUUCGGUAGAUAGAUAAGGUAUUCGCCAUUCGCAAAAGUGUGUAUUUUUAUUGAAACGAGGGCUAGAAACUUAUACCGACUCUGAUGGAAAAAAUGCUGAUAUUUACAAUAUCAUUAAGCAUUAAGCAACUGUAAAGGCGUCGGACGUAUAGUGAACCACACACAAGAUAUUAACAUACGCACAGAAUGCUACAGAAUGGCAGCGCUACCGUUACAUUAGCGGCCAGGAAACGUUUAAGAGGGAAACAUUCCGGCAGCAUCGAUAAAGAAGGUUCGGUGUUUAAUUUUGUUUGGUCUAUACUAUUUGGUGAAUACGCUACAAGAUACCAAACACGUAUAAGGCAACGAGUGUUAAAUAAGAACAUGCUUUAUUUUAAAAAAA